CGCUUCUAAGAACGUUGUCAUGAUCGACAACUACGACUCGUUUACCUGGAACCUGUACGAGUACCUGUGUCAGGAGGGAGCCAAUGUCGAGGUUUUCAGGAACGAUCAGAUCACCAUUCCGGAGAUUGAGCAGCUCAAGCCGGACGUUGUGGUGAUAUCCCCUGGUCCUGGCCAUCCAAGAACAGACUCCGGAAUAUCUCGCGACGUGAUCAGCCAUUUUAAAGGCAAGAUUCCUGUCUUUGGCGUCUGUAUGGGCCAGCAGUGUAUCUUCGAGGAGUUUGGCGGAGACGUCGAGUACGCGGGCGAGAUUGUCCAUGGAAAAACGUCCACUGUUAAGCACGACAACAAGGGAAUGUUCAAAAACGUUCCGCAAGAUGUUGCUGUCACCAGAUACCACUCGCUGGCCGGAACGCUCAAGUCGCUUCCGGACUGUCUAGAGAUCACUGCUCGCACAGAUAACGGGAUCAUUAUGGGUGUGAGACACAAGAAGUACACCAUCGAGGGCGUCCAGUUUCAUCCAGAGAGCAUUCUGACUGAGGAGGGCCAUCUGAUGAUCCAGAACAUCCUCAACGUUUCCGGUGGUUACUGGGAGGAAAAUGCCAACGGCGCGCCUCAGAGAAAGGAAAGCAUAUUGGAGAAAAUAUACGCGCAGAGACGAAAAGACUACGAGUUUGAGAUGAACAGACCGGGGCGCAGAUUUGCUGAUCUAGAACUGUACUUGUCCAUGGGACUGGCACCGCCGCUAAUCAAUUUUUACGACAGAUUGGAGCAGAACAUCAGCGCCGGCAAGGUUGCAAUUCUCAGCGAAAUCAAGAGAGCGUCGCCUUCUAAAGGCGUCAUCGACGGAGCCGCUAACGCUGCCAAACAGGCCCUCACCUACGCCAAGGCUGGAGUUGCCACAAUUUCUGUUUUGACCGAGCCAACCUGGUUUAAAGGAAAUAUCCAGGACCUGGAGGUGGCCAGAAAAGCCAUUGACUCUGUGGCCAAUAGACCGUGUAUUUUGCGGAAGGAGUUUAUCUUCAACAAGUACCAAAUUCUAGAGGCCCGACUGGCGGGAGCAGACACGGUUCUGCUGAUUGUCAAGAUGCUGGAGCUCGAGCUGCUCAAAGAGCUGAUUGCGUACUCCAGAAGCCUCGGAAUGGAGCCUUUGGUGGAGGUCAAUAACGUGGAGGAAAUGCAAGUGGCCGUUGCGGUGGGAUCCAAGGUCAUUGGAGUGAACAACAGGAACCUGCACGACUUCAGCGUGGAUCUCUCCACCACAGUGAAAUUGAACGAGCUGCUUCCAAAUAACGGACCAAACACUCUCCUUUUGGCGCUGAGCGGUAUUUCGUCGCCGCAGGACGUGUCGAGCUACAAAAAGCACGGUGUCUUUGGAUUCCUCAUCGGCGAGGCGCUGAUGCGCAAGGGCGACCAGGUCGGCGACUUCAUCGGCCAGCUCCAAGGAGCAGAAUAAUCAAGGCGGAGCCUACGUGGUGUACGGGUGUUUGUAAUAAUAUUGCAGAAAAGUCAAAAGCACCUGGAAUGUGAAAAAAAGGUUCACUAGUUUCUGUUAUAAAUAGAAAAAAACGAUACACCAUGCGGACGAUAUAUUGGUUUUAUUCGCUGGUCUUUUUGUGGACUGGCGUGUUCGCAGAUGUGGAGCCAGUCUCGCCAAGUGAGGGCGACACUUUCACGGUUGACGGCUCCACCGUGAAGUUUAACGUUACCUUCAAAGAUGACGGCGAAUCGCCUAACAUCAAGGACGCUCUUUCAUUCACUCUGCUGCUCAUGACCGGUCCGAACGACGAUAUCGAGCAAAGAGCCAGCCUGGCAUCAUCCAUCACAUUAAGCGACCUCGACGACAAUACGUACCAGGCGUCCGUGGAGGCUAGCGUUGGCGCAGACGGAUACUACUACGUUCAAAUUUACGCAGACUACGGCUCUCAAUCUUACACGAUUCACUACACGGACAGAUUCAAGCUGGAAGGUAUGACUGGUACUUUGAAGACCUCGGGUACCGGCGAUCCUCCUGAAGCUCAGCAGAUUAGUGUGCAGCAGUCCAUCAACUCUGCCUGGUUCACCAUUCCAUACACGAAACAGACGGGGAAAACGAGAUACGCUCCAAUGCAGACUCAGCCUGGGAGCAAAGUGACGGCCACCACGUGGUCCAGAAGGUUCCCUGCCUCCUCUGUGACGUACUACUCCACCAUCUCAGGAACUCCUGUUGUUUACUCGACUAUCACCGCCGGCUGGUCGUACACUAUGAGUUCUCUCACGAACUACGCCACGCCUGCCCCAUUCCCGAGCGAGGUCGGCUGGUACGCCCCAAGCAAACGGUUACAGAGCGCGACGUUGGACAGUUCCUACAGAAAGAUGAAGAAACGGAGAUGGGACGAUUAAGACACAAAUACAUUUAGCGAUAUUAACCACGUGUAAAUUCAGUUAGCUCAGACUGGUGUAGAAUAGCUCCGGCACCUUGUGGCUCAUUUCCACCAGCUUCGUCACGGCAGGCUCGCUGAUUUGGUCGCCAAAGUCAAUAAUCUGGAUCACCUUUACGCUGUUGUCUGAGUCCACUAUUCCUAUACACUCGUACCAGUUGUUCAGCGUGAGCGACUCGAGCAGGGCCUGCUGGUUUUGGAAUUUCAGCUGGAUAGAGCCGUUGCACUGGACGAUCGCAGUACCGGCGCCCGUGGACUUGUCGAUGAGUUUGCCGAUGACACGAACGGUCUUUUUCGUGAAUUGCGAGAUGAUGCUGGCGUCCACUCUGAUUGACUCCAUAAUUAAGGUGCAAACUAUUGAAUGAUUAUUUUGCC
Ogataea polymorpha is the source of this 2792-nucleotide messenger RNA. RefSeq lists its product as uncharacterized. The coding region runs from base 20 to 1453 and encodes 477 amino acids. Gene Ontology annotation, cellular component: cytosol. Gene Ontology annotation, biological process: L-tryptophan biosynthetic process. NCBI's taxonomy places the organism in Eukaryota, Fungi, Ascomycota, Pichiomycetes, Pichiales, Pichiaceae. Gene Ontology annotation, molecular function: indole-3-glycerol-phosphate synthase activity. The transcript has a single exon. The record is from RefSeq and is a predicted model, not a curated record.